AUCUUUAUUCCAAAAAUGAAACUGGAGACUAAUUACAAACUAAAAGAAGCACUGCAAGCGAUGGGCAUUACUGAUUUGUUUAACGCUCAAGCCAACCUGACAGGGAUCGCAGAAGCACAGUUGAUGGUAUCGGAAGCAGCACACAGAGCUAUCAUAGAGGUUGAUGAGGAGGGGACUACCGCAGCCGCUGCUACAUACUUCAAACUUCUCCUGAUGUCGGCGCGUCCAGAUCAGAAACCGAUACCCAAAAUAUUCAAAGCAGACCAUCCAUUCAUUUUCAUUCUUACAAAAGAUGGCAAUCCCCUAUUUAUUGGUCAGUUCGCAUGA
This is a messenger RNA of Strongylus vulgaris, 327 nucleotides long. The record is from the annotation of a GenBank genome assembly. NCBI's taxonomy places the organism in Eukaryota, Metazoa, Nematoda, Chromadorea, Rhabditida, Strongylidae.